AUGAUAGGUAAAGUAAAAAGGAAAUCAGAUGUGAAGGACUAUGAGACCCCUAGAAGACAUAGCAUUGGGAAAAGGAUGGAAAGUAGUGAAAUAAGAACUCCAAUUAUUUUAAGUUCUAGAACAAAAAGCAUUGAGAAACCUGCACCCAAGUCAAAUUAUGAGAAUAAUGCUGUGAAAAAUGAACAUACCGGUGUUGGGAGAGUAAUUAAAUACUUACAUGCGCGGGAUGCAUGCAUGCAAAAUGACGUGUCAAAAGUUAUGCAAACAUGCGAAUUAAAGAAGUAUGCAGCCAUAUCAGAUGGGUGUGGGAAGUUAAUAAAAUUAUUUUUUCGUGGAUUUACAUAUUUUGUAUUUAUUUUAUUUAUUUUAUUAAGUAUUUUAUCUUUAAAUACAUUAAUUGAGAACAAGUAUUCUAAGCUUGUGGAGAUUUCAGAACUUAUAACUUCAGUAACCAUACCAUCUGUGGAAGAUAUUUAUUACUUUAGUAAGGAGUCUAAGGAGUCUGUAAAAGAAGCUUUUAAUUAUUUGAGUCGAAACAAGUUAGGUUCUGUCAAAGAAAAGAAAAAAGCUGAAAAAAGGAAAAAUCAGCAAAUAUCUGUGUUAUCAAAAAACCAAAGAGAUUAUUCUAAACUGGGAUUCCAAAACAGUUCUUCUUUUAACUUGGAUCAUGCUACAUUGUCUGUAGAACAGCAUCAUUCUAUUAAUAAUCCCAAUGAGAAUUAUGAAACUCCUUGGAGAAAAGAGUUAAUUGAGAAUUCCAAGAACAGUUCUAACUAUAAAAGUGGGAUUCAAGGUAAGAAACAAGUAAAGAAUUAUUCCAGGAAUUAUAACCAACAGCAAGAAACGUCUAAUCAAAUAAAUAACCAAUUUCAUUUAACAAAGUUAGUGGAAAUAAUAUUGGAUCAAAAUCUCUUAGAGAAUUAUUUAGAUGGGGAAAAUUUGAGUAUAUUGGAACUAUUAUGUUACAAGAAUUUUAGUUUUCAGGAAGGAAUCUUAGGAAUGUAUUAUAGAGAGAAAGAUGAACCAUUAUCAUUUCAAAAGUAUUUUGGAGAAUUUGAAAAGAAAAAAAAUUCUGAAUUAAUUAACAAGUUGGAAAAUAAAAGAAUUUUUGAUUUAUUGGGAUUUGAGAAGCAAUAUGAACUCUAUAUUUCAUCAAAUAAUAAUUAUUUCAUGAAUUCUAUUAAAAAUCAAACUCAUCUUGGUAAUAUAUUUAGAGUUAGCAGAAAAGUAAUUGUAUCUUCUGGAUAUGGUAAUGAAGAGAUUCGUGAUUUUUGUCAGUUAAAAAAUAACUGGAUAUGUACAAAGUAUGAAAUGUUAGUCUUUAAACUAUUGUUAGAAUAUUAUAAGGGAACUGGGGAUACUUUUAUAUCAUUCUUUUUGUGGCAAUAUAAGAGGAAAAUUGUUGAAAAGAAUUUGUUGGAUAACAUUCCAUUCUUUACAAAAAAUCAGAUUAUGGUUGUGAAUCAUUUAUUUCCAGGUUUAUUUGAAUCAUUUCAAAAUUUAACAAAUAGUAUAUAUAAUAAGAUUGAUGAAUUUGAGAAAAGAAGAAAAUAUAAUAAAUCUAAUCAAAGUAGGUAUUACUUUGAAAAUAUUACAGAAGAAGAGAUUAAUUGGAUUAUUUCUUUAGUUUUAUCCCAUUCUCUACAGGAUAAGGAUGGAAAUAUAGCUUUUGUUCCAUACUUUAACAUCAUUCCUCAUAAUAGUCAAAAAUUUAGUGAUUGUGAAAAAGGUCAAACAAUAUUACAUCAUCCAAAUGAGUUAUCUUUUGACUGGAAAUUCUCACAAAAUCUCACUCAUAGAUGUAAUCAUAACCAUUCUAAUCAUCUUAAAAAGGAUUAUACUAUGAUACACUCAUUCUAUGGUCAUUUAAAUAAUAUUAAAUCGGUUGUUCAGUAUGGGAAACUUUUGGAUAAUAAUGAGUACUCAACAGUAUGGUUUAUAAGAAAAGACAAGAAAGAUAUUAAUGGAUUUAAAAUACUAUUUGGUACAAGUAAUAUUCUAAAUAGUAUGGAUUCCCAGGCCUAUAGGGAUUAUCUACCAACCUGGUUGUUGGAUUUAUCUGAAACUAAUAAUUCAAAAAUUAGGGUAAAUAUGGAAAACCAAUUUGUUCAUUAUAUUUCAAAAACUAAGAAAAUUCCAAUUAUUAAGAAUAAACAUGAGUCCAAACUCAAAUAUAUUGAUUGUAAUGAAUAUAUAUUUUAUAAUGGAGUGGGUUUAGGAUUCGGAACUGUCCAAUUUUUAAAAUCUUCUUCAGUUGGAGGAAUAAAUGGAUCAGUUUAUGUGUGUUUAAGAGAGAUUAUUUUCAGAAAUUAUCCAGAAAAAAAAGAAAAACUUAAAACGUUUACAAGCUCUAAUAUUAAUACUUUAGCUAGCAUUCCAAUGGAAAAAAAGGAGGAGAUUCUAGCAAAUAUUAUGCAUAGUAACUGUGGGAAAAGAUAUACCCAGUUGGAAGAUGUAAAAAAUUUAUUAAUUCAUCAACUUAAUCAAAAGCUUCCCAAAGAAUUAAAAGAAGAAGACUUUAACAAGUUUCCAAGUCAAACUAAACAGGAGAUCAGAAUUAACAUUAAGCUUUUAUACUCUACUAUAGAAGAGUUAAAAACCAUGAAAGAGUGUGUUUCAUACUUUGAAAGACUAAUACAGAUCAUUUCUCGGAACAGAUCUGUUUAG
Molecule: messenger RNA, 2667 nt
Organism: Cryptosporidium ubiquitum
Lineage: Eukaryota; Apicomplexa; Conoidasida; Eucoccidiorida; Cryptosporidiidae
Exons: 1
Coding region: 1-2667 (888 amino acids)
Source: RefSeq, a predicted model, not a curated record